GUGUUAAUUUAGAGGUUAUGUUACUGUUAUAUAACAAUAUUACUAUAUUUAUUUACAUUUUUAUCACCACUGAUAAGAAAUACUCCGGAAUUGACACCAUACUCCAAUUAUUCAACCUUAUCAGCUAUUUUCGUAAAUCUAUUCCAACAUUUUCAGCGGUUUUCGAAUUGAAGUGACGUUACUACUUGUGAAACAAUCAUUUUUCCAGUCCUCAAAAAUAUUCAACAUUUUUAUGAUUUAGAUCAGUUUUGAUAGUUAAUAUCGUACAAUAUUUCAUCAAAUAUAUAUUACAAUAACUCACUACAAGUCUCGUAAUAAUUUAUUGGUUUACGACCUUGAAAUAGUCGCAAUUUAUUGUUGAAAAGUGGUUAUCCUUGUGCAUACAAUACAAUCUAUCAUUACCGGGUGUAUUGAGCAGUUCAAAACUUUACAGCUUUCAGACUCAGUUCUAAUACCGUACUUUUAUUUGUAGCUUGAAUAAAGUUGUAGCGUCAAUACUCUGUGAUAAUAUCCCGUGAAGUCAUUGAAUAUUUCUCUGUUUAAUUUCAAGUUGUUUUGUAAAAUACAAGUAUACAUAAAAUGGCUCUGGAAGAUUAUAAAGAUCUAGUCGCUACGGUUGCUAGUGUUACAACGAUUGCUCAAUUUUUUUCACCAAUAUUCAUAUGCAAGGAGAUAAUACAGAAAGGCAACACCAAGGAUAUUGACGCCAUGCCUUUCAUAGGCGGUAUGGUCAUGUCUCUACUAAUGUUACAACACGGGAUGAUACUCAAUGACCCCGCAAUGAUACCCGUUAAUGUUGCCGGUUUCACCCUGAAUUUCACUUAUUUCGCCAUCUACUACCUCUACUCACACGAGAGGGCCGUACACAGAGCUGUAACUGUCUCCCGGCUACACAGGCCAAAGAAGUUAUUUACACUUUAA
Molecule: messenger RNA, 921 nt
Organism: Nilaparvata lugens (brown planthopper)
Lineage: Eukaryota; Metazoa; Arthropoda; Insecta; Hemiptera; Delphacidae
Product: sugar transporter SWEET1-like
Exons: 4
Coding region: 580-921 (113 amino acids)
Cellular component (GO): membrane
Source: RefSeq, a predicted model, not a curated record